Molecule: messenger RNA, 5321 nt
Organism: Oncorhynchus nerka (sockeye salmon)
Lineage: Eukaryota; Metazoa; Chordata; Actinopteri; Salmoniformes; Salmonidae
Product: ceramide glucosyltransferase-like
Exons: 9
Coding region: 126-1307 (393 amino acids)
Biological process (GO): glucosylceramide biosynthetic process
Cellular component (GO): membrane
Molecular function (GO): ceramide glucosyltransferase activity
Source: RefSeq, a predicted model, not a curated record
CCGUACCCCGCCCAGUUCGUACCUUAUGCGACGUUUUGGAGCAGAGUCUGUACCUCGGUGAUUCGCUCACCAGUCUGCGUGGGUAUUUACACCCGUGGUGUAGCUACAACAACAAGGGCGCAAACAUGGACCUUGUGGAUCUUGCCAUGCAAGGGCUCUCCGUCUUUGGAUUCAUUCUUUUUCUCGUACUCUGGUUUAUGCAUUUCAUGUCCAUCAUCUAUGUCCGACUCUGUCUCAAUAAGAAGAGCCGUGACAAGCAGCCCUACAGUAAGCUGGCGGGGGUCUCUCUACUGAAGCCUCUGAAAGGAGUAGACCCCAACCUCAUCAAUAACCUGGAGACCUUCUUUGAGCUCGACUACCCCACGUAUGAGAUCCUGUUAUGUGUGCAGGACUAUGACGACCCAGCCGUUGAUGUGUGUAAAAAGCUCCUGGGCAAAUAUCCCAACGUAGAUGCCAGGUUGUUUAUAGGAGGGAAGAAGGUUGGCAUCAACCCAAAGAUUAAUAACCUGAUGCCAGGUUAUGAGGGGGCGAAGCAUGGCCUGGUGUGGAUUUGCGACAGCGGAAUACGAGUGAAACCGGACACCCUGACAGAUAUGGCCUAUCAGAUGACGGAGAAGGUGGGGUUAGUCCAUGGCCUUCCCUACGUGGCCGACAGACAGGGCUUCGCUGCUACACUAGAACAGGUGUAUUUUGGCACGUCCCACCCGCGCUCCUACAUCUCAGCCAAUGUGACGGGUAUUAAGUGUGUGACCGGAAUGUCCUGUCUGAUGAGAAAAGAUAUCCUGGACCAGGCUGGAGGGCUGAUCGCCUUCGCUCAAUACAUCGCUGAGGACUACUUCAUGGCGAAGGCUAUCGCUGACAGGGGAUGGAAGUUCUCCAUGGCAACACAGGUAGCCAUGCAGAACUCUGGGUCCUAUUCGAUUGCUCAGUUCCAGUCCCGCAUGAUCAGAUGGGCCAAGCUUCGUAUCAACAUGCUCCCCGCCACCAUCUGUGAGCCCAUCUCAGAGUGUUUCCUAGCCAGCCUGAUCAUUGGCUGGGCCGCGCAUCACGUGUUCCACUGGGAUAUUAUGGUCUUCUUCAUGUGCCACUGUCUGGCGUGGUUCAUCUCUGACUACAUCCAGCUCCGAGGAGUUCAGGGCGGUGCACCGGCCUUCUCCAAACUGGACUACGCUGUAGCCUGGUUCAUCAGAGAGUCCAUGACCAUCCAGAUCUUUCUAUCGGCCCUGUGGGACCCCACCAUCAGCUGGAGAACGGGGCGCUACAGGUUACGAUGCGGAGGUACGGCCGACGAGAUCCUGGACGUAUAGCUACCUGCACGAGUCCCACCUACAGAGACAAUACCCUGUAUCCAAUCACCCCCAGAGACAAUACCAGACACAGACUGAACCGAUUUCCCAGAUGGCACCCUAUUCCCUACAUAGUGCACUUUCUGACCCGGGCCCACACUUGCCCGUACAUUCUGCUCUGCUCAACAGUAGUGGACUAUUUAAGGAAUAGGGUACAGUUAGGGACGCGUCCAAAGAGAUGGUGACAUUGAGAAGAAGAAAGAAACAGCUAUGGAAUCAUCCAAAGUGUUGGCUGUUUUUAACCCGUGUGUUAAAAUGUUUGAAAUCUUUAUGUUACUGGUCCUCUUCUUUCCUGUUUUUAAAACUCUUGCUUGGACUAUUCUCCAACGGGCCCAUGGCAGGAGAGAAGGGCUGUGUCCCAAAUGCACCCUGUUCCCUAUAUAGUGCACUACUUUUGACCAGAGCCCUAUGGGCCCUAUAAAGGGAUUAGGUUGCCAUUUGUAAAUAGCGUAACUCUCUUCAGCCAGUCUUUGGGGAUAAGAUGUGCACUUCCUACAGUAAGCUUCACUGGGCUAUCAUUAAAUCAUUGAAGCAAUCCUCAUCGUCCCGUGAAGCAAUCCUCAUCAACCCGUGAAGCAAUCCUCAUCAUCCCGUGAAGUUCCUCUGACUGUCUGGUCUGUCAUUUUAAACAGAAGAAGACGGAUUAUAAAGUUUAGGCUGAAACCUUUUUUGGGGAUUUAAACGUGUAUUUUGGUGGGAAGAAAUGUUUUCCAUAUGUUUCUAUCCCCCCCUAUUAAUUUCAUUGGUGUCACAUUGUGUAGUGUGGAAGUUCUGUAGCUGUAGUCCACAACGGCAUCCUGUUCCCUAUCUUUUACUGUUUUUGACCUAGUCCCAUAUAUAGCUCUGUAGUGCACUAUGUAGGGUGAACAGGGUUGCAUUUGUGACACAGCCUAGGUCUUUUGUCGUGUGACUGUAUACGUAGUGUGACUACUGUGCUACCAGGCUUAGACUCUGGGGUUAGAUGGUAAACCUACACAUACAACAGAAUACCUUGUAGACUCUGGGGUUAGAUGGUAAACCCAUACAUACAACAGAAUUCCUUGUAAAGUGAAUACUUUUUAAAUCGAUAUUAUAUGUCCUCAGGACAAUUUAUAUCUCUCUCUCCCUCUCCCUCUCUCUCUGUCUCUCUCCCUCUCUCUCUCUCUCUCUCUCUCUCUCUCUCCCUCUCCCUCUCUCACUGCCCAUGUAGCCUCCCUGUCUCUCUCUCUCACUGCCCAUGUAGCCUCCCUGUCUCUCUCUCUCUCUCUCUCACUGCCCAUGUAGCCUCCCUGUCUCUCUCUCUCUCUCUCUCUCUCUCACUGCCCAUGUAGCCUCCCUGUCUCUCUCUCUCUCACUGCCCAUGUAGCCUCCCUGUCUCUCCCUCUCUCUCCCUCUCUCACUGCCCAUGUAGCCUCCCUCUCUCUCUCUCUCUCUCACUGCCCAUGUAGCCUCCCUGUCUCUCUCUCUCUCUCUCUCUCUGCCCAUGUAGCCUCCCUGUCUCUCUCUCUCUCUCUCUCUCUCUCUCUCUCUCUCUCUCUCUCUCUCCCUCUCCCUCUCUCACUGCCCAUGUAGCCUCCCUGUCUCUCUCUCCCUCCCCAGGCUGUCUGGACAUAGAGCAGUAUUGUGAAGUCAGAUAAUCAGCUGCUGUUCAUUAUGCCAGGAGAUGAAUCAGUAGAGUGGAGCGUUAACAUAUUGAGCUCAGAAAGUCCCUGGAUGUGUCCCAAAUUGGACCAGAGCCCUGGUCAAAAGUAAUGCACUAAAUAGGGGAUAGGGUGCAGUUUGGGACACAAACCCAUUCAUUUACAAUGGUGAGCCAGAUAGCCCCAAUCAGGUCUGGGGGGGAGAGAGGGCAUGUGUUCCAGUGUUAAUGAGGAAUGAUGAGAAGGUUCUGGGUGUCUCCCUAUGGGUCCUAGUCAAAAGAGAGGCCACCUGAGCUCAGAACAGCCUUCAUUCAUCGGGGCAUGGACUCUACAAGGUGUCGAAAGCGUUCCACAGCGAUGCUGGCCCAUGUUGACUCCAAUGCUUCCCACAGUUGUGUCAAGUUGGCUGGAUGUCCUGUGGUUGGUGGACCAUUCUUGAUCCACACGGGAAACUGUUGAGAGUGAAAAACCCAACAGCGUUGCAGUUCUUGACUCAAACCGGUGCACCUGGUACCUACUACCAAACCCUGUUCAAAGGCACUUAAAUCUGCUGUCUUGCCCAUUCACCCUCUGAAUGACACACAUUCACAAUCCAUGUCUCAAUUGUCUCAAGGCUUAAACAUCCUUCUUUCACCUUGUCUCCUCCCCUUCAUCUACACUGAUUGAAGUGGAUUUAACAGGUGACAUCAAUAAGGGAUCAUAGUUUUCACCUGGUCAGUCAAUGUCAUGGAAAGAGCAGGUGUUCUUAAUGUUUUGUACUCUGUGUAUAGGGAAUAGGGUGCCACUCUGUGUAUAGGGAAUAGGGUGCCACUCUGUGUAUAGGGAAUAGGGUGCCACUCUGUGUAUAGGGAAUAGGGUGCCAUUUUGGGAUUUUUUUCCCCCCCUGCCUUAUAGAUACGACUGAACAGAACCAUAUAAAUUCAUCAUGACCAGGCUAGGGAGAUAGUGGUCUGACGGGGUGCAACACCAGGGUCUAAGCCCAGGGAAAGUCUCAGGCCAGACACCAGGGUUUAAGCCCAGGGAAAGUCUCAGGCCAGACACCAGGGUUUAAGCCCAGGGAAAGUCUCAGGCCGGACACCAGGGUUUAAGCCCAGGGAAAGUCUCAGGCCGGACACCAGGGUUUAAGCCCAGGGAAAGUCUCAGGCCAGACACCAGGGUUUAAGCCCAGGGAAAGUCUCAGGCCAGACACCAGGGUUUAAGCCCAGGGAAAGUCUCAGGCCAGACACCAGGGUUUAAGCCCAGGGAAAGUCUCAGGCCGGAGACCAGGGUUUAAGCCCAGGGAAAGUCUCAGGCCAGACACCAGGGUUUAAGCCCAGGGAAAGUCUCAGGCCGGACCAGGGAUACAGAAGCCAUUGAGAUUCCAGAGCCCCAUCAAUAACACAGUGUGAAGGCCAAAUGGCAUGCUAUUCGCUAUGAAGUGCACUAGAUUUGACUGGACCCUGGUCUCGUGAUGGGCCUGGGUCAAACCAAUUUGUAAGUCGCUCUGGAUAAGAGCGUCUGCUAAAUGACUUAAAUGUAAAUGUAAAAUGUAAAACUAGUACACCAUGUAAGGAAUAGGGUGCCAUUUGGGACGUAAAGACUGUCCUUGGUGACAAAGACAGAAGUAACAGCAAUAAGGAAUACAGCAUAGAUUUAAGAUGCGGUAUCUUCCCGUCUCGUAUUGAAACAUUUCAGAUGUUAUUAGAAAGAUGUAUAUAAAUAAAUACAACUUGUUUAUAUAAAUAAAUACAACUUGUUUAUAUAAAUAAAUACAACUUGUGUAGUUCAAUAAGACGUGGAAAACAAUAUUGAAUGGAAUAAUGCCUGUAAGUAAUUGUUAGAAUACUACUUGUUUAGGUUUUUAGUUAGAGCUGAUUAUGCCACAAUGGAUGACAGUAGCAACACGCACCGUGGAGGUUUGAACAAUGUUUGCUACUAGAAUUUAAGGUGCCAUUUUGGGACGAUAGCCUAGGUGAGCAUUAUAUGUAUAUAUGAUCUGGCAGCCAUCUUGCUUCAUGGUUGUGAGUGAUUAUCAGAGCUGUAGUCAGACUGCUGGUCUCCCUCCUCUUUCAACUGUUCUCUUCAUAAAGUAUCUUCUGGUCAAUCUGUUCACCUCAUUGAUUGACAAGUCUACAAUGCACUGUACAUUUCCUAGUUUAGACUUAUUUUGUGUGUGUGUGUGCGCGUGUGUGUGUGUGUGUGUGUGUGUGUGUGUGUGCGCGCGUGUGUGUGUGUGUGUGUGUGUGUGUGUGUGUGUGUGCGUGUGUGUGCGUGUGUGUGCGUGUGUGUGCGUGUGUGUGCGUGUGCGUGCGUGUGUGUCCAUGCUAUUGAUGGCCUUUGUGAACAUUGCAAAUAAAAUAAAAAAUAUUGUAUUAUU